Molecule: messenger RNA, 7428 nt
Organism: Penicillium griseofulvum
Lineage: Eukaryota; Fungi; Ascomycota; Eurotiomycetes; Eurotiales; Aspergillaceae
Product: CheY-like superfamily
Exons: 15
Coding region: 1-7428 (2475 amino acids)
Biological process (GO): phosphorelay signal transduction system; phosphorylation; transmembrane transport
Molecular function (GO): phosphorelay sensor kinase activity; transmembrane transporter activity
Source: RefSeq, a predicted model, not a curated record
AUGGCGUCGCCAGCAGAAGAACACUCUGCUGCAAUGGACGAAAAUCCGGGGAUGGACCCUGUCCUACAGCAGCCAGCUGCUUCGCGCUGGAGACGAGUCUUCGGAGGAAAGGUCAAAGAAGAACCGGAGUCUAGCGAAAAUCCGACUUAUCGCGCCAAAUCAACACUGGGAAUCCUAAGUGACAGAGAGACCGAUGAAGUGCCUGCCUCGUCGUAUCGUCCCUCGCGGUCGAAUUCUCGAACUCGGUCGGCGGUUCCAACCAAAAAGAGAACCGCGGACGGACAGUUUGUGCUUGAUCCCCAACCAGACGACUCCGUAAAUGACCCUCUGAACUGGCCGGUAUGGCAACGAGACGCCGCAUUGGUAUCGCUCGGCUUCUAUUGCUUAAUGGGAGGCGGCAUGACCCCCAUUUUGGCGGCUGGGUUUAACCAUGUUGCAACUGACUACGAUGUUAGCACGCAACAUGUGGCUUUUACUACCGGGUUCUAUAUGCUAGGCUUGGGCCUCGGGUCUGUCGUAAUGUCGCCCACAGCCAUUCUUUUCGGGAAACGACCGGUUUAUCUCUUGGGAGCUACACUGUUCGUGAUCUCGGCAAUUUGGUGCGCGGCGUCACCGAACUACCCAAGUCUCGUGGUCGCUCGUAUCUUCCAAGGACUUGCAGUGAGUCCAGUCGAGUGCCUUCCAUCUGCUACAAUUGCAGAGAUCUACUUCUUGCACGAAAGAGCCUAUCGAGUGGGAAUAUAUACACUCUUGCUACUAGGGGGAAAGAAUCUGAUCCCCCUAGUGAGUGCCGCCAUCAUCGAAGGGUUGAGCUGGCGCUGGGUAUUUUGGAUCGUUGCCAUUAUUGUAGGCAUGUGUUUAGUGUUGCUCUUUUUCUUCGUUCCCGAAACAUUUUGGGAUCGCACACCCCGUCCGCGUGUGCACAAGAGCAAGAGCCCGCGAAUUACAGGUCAUAGUGUCUCUGAUCUCAUUUCUCACGGCUUCCGCGGACGCCGUCCGCAUGUACAACCCCAGGACGAGUCCGCCGACCAGCCUCAUCCAGAUCCAGAGUUGGCACCGAAAAAGUCCAAGCACACGCAUGUUGGAUUUGCGGAUGACCAAGAAAAUCGAAUUGAGGCAGUCGAGACUGAAAAGUCCGAUUUCAUUCCUGGGACCGGCCAUGCUACCAAUGGCGAUCAAAUCACCACUCAGCCUCCGACACCGGCUGAUGAGAAAGGUGACGACUUCCUCCAGCCACUUCCCCAAGCUCUUGUCCCUGGCGCGCACCCAGACGAUAUAGAGUCAGCUCGACCGGCGGCUUUAUCACCCGCGAGGACCGAGUCAGUAGAGCCUGCCGGGACACCGCUUACCGCAACCCUACAAUACACAAACCGACUCCGUGAACGCCCGAAGAUCCCAUAUACCCAAUUACUUCGAGUCUGGAAUGGACGAAUCGCGCAAGACAGCUGGUAUCGCGUCGCCGUGCGACCAUUUAUUCUAUUCGCCUACCCGUCCGUGCUCUGGUCAACAGUGGUAUACUCCCUGUCCGUCGGCUGGCUGAUCGUGCUUUCAGAGUCAGUUGCGCACAUAUUUGAGGGCAAAACGCAUUACAAUUUCACAGCGCUGCAAACAGGCCUUAUCUACAUCUCACCGUUUGUUGGCGGUCUCCUGGGAACUGCAGUGGCGGGCAAAGUAUCCGACAUUAUCGCACGGUUUAUGACCAGGCGCAAUGGCGGCAUCUAUGAACCUGAAUUCCGUCUCGUCAUGGCGAUUCCUAUCGCAUUGUCCACGGUCAUCGGUCUGAUGGCUUUUGGCUGGAGUGCCGAGAAUGGUGACUCCUGGAUUGUCCCGACUAUCUUCUUCGACAGCUACCGUCAGUAUGCUGGCGAGGCGCUAGUGACACUGAACUUUAGCAAGAACAUCCUCCACGGCCUGGUCUUCUCCCUUUUCAUCGUGGACUGGCUCGAUGCUGAUGGUUCACGCACCGUGUUCAUGGCGAUCGGCGGUAUACAGCUUUUCUUCAUGCUCAUGUCAAUUCCCAUGUACAUGUACGGCAAGCGAGCUCGUAUGUGGACGACUCGGGUUGCAAUUAUGGCAUUUGAUACUCCAGAGUCAAAGUCGGUGGACGUGGUGACAGCGCCUAUCGAUAAAGACAUUUACACCCCAUCGGAAGAACCUAGCGAUGACUCUGAUGGAAAGAAGCCGCCGCCGCUUGCAGCAAAGUUGUGCGCAGUGGCACUGAUAUCGUGUAUCAGCUUUGGCUCACACUGGAGUUCUGGUGUGACGGGCGCCAUGAAGACCACAAUCAAAAAGCAAAUGCAUAUAGACAAUACUCAAUUUUCACUUUUGGAAGCCAGUGAGGAUUUCAUGGCAACGGUUCUGCUCUUGAUAAGUGGUGUGAUCACCGACCGAGUCGGCGGAGCUGAGAUGAUCGUGUACGGAAAUAUCGUUUAUACUAUCGGUUCUAUCCUCGUCGCUGCCGCCGCGACCGUGCGCUCUUUCAAUUUCAUGAUCGGAGGUCGAGUGAUUCUCGCACUCGGCGAUAUCGCAACACAAAUCGCUCAGUAUAAAAUGUUCUCUUCUUGGUUUCCUCCCAGCAAUGGAUUUGCAUCCACGUUAGGUUUUGAGCUUGCAAUUGGCAAGAUAGGCGGAUUUGUGGGCAAGUCGACAGCCAAUAUCAUUGCAAAGAACACUGGAAACUUUGCGUGGGUCUUUUGGACCUCUGUGUUCAUGAAUUUGUUCACAAAUGUGGCUACCGCAGCGUUCUGGUUCUUCAACCAGUAUUGUAAUCGCCACUACAAGGGACGACGCGAUGGCGCCACCAAAGAGCAACUGACGGAGAAAAACAAGAAGUUCGAGUUUCAAAAAAUGUUCGAGCUCCCGUGGACGUUCUGGGCUGUCAUGGCGUUCUCUAUCUUCCAAACAAGUGCAGCGUCAGUUUUCAGUCAAAAUGCCACUGAGCUGGCCGAGAAGCGAUUCAAUGUCGAUUCCAUCAAGGCUGGGUGGUAUAGUUCUUUGUCGCAGUAUGCAGGCUUCUUCCUCGUUCCCUGCUUGGGCGUGUUCAUUGAUGUUCUCGGCAACCGAGCAUCUGUUUUGUUUACGUGCGGCCUCGGCAUGUUGUUGAGUAUGAUCCUCAUUAAUUUUGCGACAUCAAAGGCAGGCACAGGGGCUGCAUUCGGCAUCUACGCCAUUGCCAUGUCCCUAGGACCAACCUCAGUGAUCGACAGCAUUCGCACCACGCUUUGGCACCAAUCGGUCUUUGGAUCUGCGUAUGCGCUGAAGGUCACCAUGAACAAUGCUAUGAGCAUUAUAAUUCGGAUCAUCACCGGAGCUUUGCAGGACGCAGAUAACAAUUCAUACCACCGAGUGGUGCAGGUUUAUCUCGUUCUUGCUGCCGGUGCUCUGGUUGUCGGUGCAGCUAUCCUGAUUGGCUCGUUUGUGACUGAUAACCUGGGGGUGCUUCAAUGGACUCGGCAUAAACGGUUGACAUCGGGUGCGGCUAUUAUCGAGCGCAUUCGAGAGCGCAGUUUGACGCCACAGAACCACCUCAAAGCCACCGAAACCUCCUCCCCUCCACAUCUUUUCCACAUUGCUCACACUUCUGCUGCCCACUGGACGCUCGGUGCCCCCUUGGUCCUCCUUGUGCCUUUUACUCCAUCGGCGAGGGAGCUAUAUCGAUACUACCAACCUGCUUCCCAAGCUCAGGAGGUUCCAUCUUGGCUUUCUGCGAACGAUGGAUUCCCUUUCUCUGCAGCUCCAGGGAAUACACUCACCCCACCGAUUUCCGAAGGAUCACCGCCAUCACACGGUAGUGCGACUUCCAGGCCAGCGACCGCAGUGGGGUCAGAUGCUCUAAUUCUGGGCACCUCGAACAGUACCAUGACGUCAUUUGCCCAGUUAGCGGCCUUGCGCUUGAACGCCGAGCGCGUAUUCAUCUCUGUAUUAGAUCGUGAUGUACAACACGUCAUUGCCGAAGCUACAAAAUCUCUCAAUUUGAACGAUCCAUCAAUUCACGACGAGAAUGAUAAUGUCUGGUUGGGGGCUCCCGACACCCGCAAGACAUGGAGUGUGUGCAAGGAUACUAUUGCACUGCCCCCCAACGACCGCGAGAAUGCAGACUAUCAAUUUCUAGUCGUAAACGACAUGACCGAAAAUGAGCGGUAUAAAGACCUGUCCUUCGUCGCGAAGGACCCCAACUUCCGCUUUUUCGCGGGAACUCCCUUGACAACUGAAAAGAACAUCAACCUGGGUUGUCUUUUCGUGUUGGACAAAAACCCCCGCAAUGGAUUAACACCGCUAGAGAAGGAUACGCUGGGAUCUAUAUCGAUGCUAGUGGUGGACUACUUAAAGAUUUGCAGGCAGGCCUCUGAAGGACGCCGGGCCGCACGCCUUUCUCGCGGGCUUAGCUAUUUCGUUGAGGGAAGUUCUAGUUUCGUGGAUAACAUCGACCGGUCGCGCACCAACAGUGUCGGUAUUCCAUCAGGGACUCCGCCAUCUUCCUACAAUCGCAUGAGUGCCUCUGGUGUCUCCGGUGGCUCCCCUGGCUCUCUCCGGAGCGGCUCAGAAAACGCAUCCCUGGAGUCAUCUAAUAAUCCCCCGAACGAUCGCGCACUCAGUACCGACACACGUUCUUUCAGCUCUGUCCCCUCCGAUUUGAAAUUGGAUCAAGAUUCGAAGGGCAGUAGUUCAAGAUUGGACAGUAGUUCAAAAUUGGACAGCGGGUCGAAAGUAGAAUCGGGCACUGUAGAGAGCUCUCUGCCAGAAUGGCUCACCAGCAGCAGCCGAAAUCGACUACCACCCGAUGAUUCACAAGGCAACUCUUGGUGUUUCCGCAGGGCGGCCAACUUGCUUCGUGAGAGUCUUGACCUAAGCGGCGACAGUGGCGUCAUUUUCCUGGAGACGAACAAUAACCCUUUGGUGGAUGCCGAUAUGGGGAGUGAUUGUUCCGACACCGGCGGACCUGCCUCCGUUCUGUCGGCAUCAACAAAUGAAGAACCAUUUGCUCCCCAGGCAGGGUCAAUGGCUACAUGCCCUGCGGCCAACUUGGACCGAUCUUUCCUGCACUUGUUGCUUCGACGCUACCCCAAAGGAAAGCUUUGGUCUUUCCAUCGCGAUGGCCUCCUCUCGACGUCAGACGAUGAUGAUCAAGAACCCCAAGACAAGGCGGCCCUUGGCUCCAGUGUCUCCAGUCGGUCCCCACCGAGCGCGGCUUCACAACCAUCGAAAUCCGUGCGAAAGCGAAGGAGAGCUGCGGAGAACUCAGUACUCAAUCAGUAUUUCCCAAAUGCGGCGCAAAUUAUGUUUGUGCCUUUGUGGAAUGCUGUUUCCUCGCAGUGGUUUGGGGGGUGUUUCUGUUGGAGCACAAUUGAGACUCAGGUGUUCACCACCUCAGUUGAGCUCAGUUCGGUGCUCGGGUUUUCGUCGUCCAUCAUGGCCGAAUAUAGCCGCGUUGAAUCCCUCAUUGCGGAUCGUCAGAAGGGUGAUUUCAUUGGAAGUAUAUCACACGAACUCCGUAGCCCCCUUCAUGGUAUCUUGGCGGCUGCAGAAUUUUUGAACAGCACUCAUCUGAAUGAAUUCCAAGAAUCAUUGCUUGAGACUGUCAAUUCCUGUGGCCGGACGCUACUGGAUACAAUGAACCAGGUGCUAGACUUUAGCAAAGUGGUAUCUUUGGAACGGACAUGGAAGUCAAUGAAGCGCAAGAAAGAGUCAGCGCUGGAUUUCAAAGGAUCAGACAAGUUGGCGCAUCACCUGGAUACGUUGGUGGCUACCGAUGUGGCUAUUCUCGCCGAGGAAGUUGUUGAAGGCAUAUGUCUUGGCCAUGUGUACGGCCAGAGCUCUACUGCUUCAGCAGACCUGCCUGUAUUGAUGCCACAUCAAACGAAGCUGCAGACUCAGCGGUCCAACGUCGAAGUUAUUGUGGACGUUUCCUUCCGGGAUUGGGUCUACCGGACCCAACCGGGCGCUUUGCGGCGUAUCAUUAUGAAUAUUUUUGGAAAUGCCAUGAAAUAUACAGAAUCUGGACGUGUCACCAUCUCCUUGGCAGCAUCCAGUCAAUCUGAAGGACGAUCUCGGCGGGACGGACUCGAAGAUUUGGUCACGUUAACAGUAACCGACACGGGUAAAGGUAUUUCAGAAGAGUUCUUGCGCGGCAAGCUCUAUACCCCCUUUGCCCAGGAGGACGCCCUAGCUGUUGGCACUGGACUAGGAUUGUCAAUUGUUCGCAGCUUGGUCAAGGCUCUGAAUGGGAGCAUUCGGAUUCGCAGUCGUCCUGGGGAGGGCACUGUCGUACGGGUAUCCCUCCCUCUAGAGAGACCUGUUGGCAAAGAAAGUCCGGCCAUCGAGCCAUCUGGACAGCUUGUCCAACAGCGAGAGACCUUGGCCCAAACUCUUCUACUACGCGAGGGAUACUCUGGUAAACGAGUUUCCAUCUGGGGUGUCAACCCAGCCGACGUGACUGCCGAAUCUAACUGGUCUGAAAUUGCCCGGUAUCUGACAGACUGGUACAAUAUGGAGAUUGUCGCAUGGGCACCGGAAGCCCGUGUUGAUAUCGUGCUUAUGGAUGAAACCGAUUUACCUAACUUCCGCACCAUUGCACCCUCCGCCGCUUUGCCUGCUCUUCUUGUCCUAUGCCACAAGUCGGUGGAUUACACCGGGGCAAAGUCCGAGUGGUUGCCUCUUGCUUCCUCUGUCAACAUCAUCCGGCGCCCCUGUGGGCCACACAAAUUAGCCCGAAGCGUAAUGAGGUGUCUGACCCAUGAUCAAUCACGGUCCGCGACACCAGCUUCCGCCCUGCAACCACUGAGUCUACCGCUCAGGACCAGGAGGUCCUCGUUGCCAGCACCAUCUGCACUCGAUUCGCCCGUCGAAUCCCCCGCCGACGGUAAUAGCGCCCCGGACCUACACUGUCCCGCAGUCCGCCCCAUGACGAUAUCACCACUACAACAACCAUCACUCGUCACCGCAUUACCCGAGGAGAUUGCAGAAGCCCCGUUACCAGCACCUCUGAUAGAUCCCGUAACCAGCUCCUCGCGACUCGCACGAGUGCUUGUGGUUGAUGACAACCGCAUAAAUCUCAACCUGAUGAUGACAUUCCUCAAAAAGCGCCAGCUGACUGAGCUGGACGCAGCCGAGAAUGGCAAAUUGGCCGUUGAGGCAGUCGAGCGCAUGCAGAGUGGUUAUGAUAUUAUAUUCAUGGAUAUGUCGAUGCCUGUCAUGAAUGGUUUCGAGGCUACUCGGGCUAUUCGCUCGCUCGAGAGGGAUACAGAUGGCCGCAAGCCAGCCAUCAUUAUUGCCUUGACCGGACUUAGUAGCUCUCGCGAUGAGUCAGAUGCCAUGGCUUCUGGUGUCGACCUAUUCCUCACUAAACCCGUCUCUUUCAGGGAAGUAUCACGGCUACUUGAGGAGUGGGAAAAGGAUGGCAUGGUAACAGAACGGAAACUGACAUCCUGA